AUGUCUGACGAGCUGGAAGCUAGAAUGUGGGAUGACGGAGGCUCCAAAUAUGAGUCCCGUAGCCGUGGGCCCUACUUUGAAUCCGCCUUUGCUUCCUCUGAACAUUUAGACAGAGCUCCUUUGUUAUCAGAGGAAACAUACACAGAUGUUCCAAUGACGGCCACAGACUCCGAGCACUGCCACUGGAAGCCUCAAGCGGAGCCGCCCAGCGCGAUACCACAGUUACUCACCGCAUUGGUACUAUGUGGCGUAUUUAUGGUGUGCGAGCUCAUCGGGGGCUACUUGGCCGGCAGUUUGUCGGUGAUGAGUGACGCGGCACACAUGCUGAGUGACUGCGGUGGCUUCGCAUUGGCGCUCCUAGCCUUCCACUGUGCUAAACGGAACCCUGACGUCUCUAUGUCUUAUGGAUACAAGCGAGCUGAGGUCCUGGGCGCGAUGCUCUCGGUACUCCUGAUCUGGAUUCUGACGGGGAUCUUCAUAUAUGUGGCGAUAUGUAGACUGCACUCGGGCGAAUACAACAUAGAACCUGAUAUGAUGAUGAUCGUGUCUGGGUGUGGCGUCGCCUUCAAUGUUAUACUGGCGAUGGUCCUCCAUGGCUGUGCUUCUGAUAUUGCUCACCACCACACACACGGUGGCGCGGCGUGUGCCCACGCCCACUCACACAACGCCCCAUCCCGCGGCUGGCGACUGUUCAAAAGCCGUGAAAACAAACACCUCAACGGGUCGCUCGUCAACGGAGACUAUACCAUGAAAGAUUUAUCCAGUGUCGAGGCGAGCGUGGUGGGCAGUCAAACGAGGAACAUAAACCUUCGAGCAGCUUUAAUCCACGUGAUAGGGGAUCUCAUACAAAGCUGCGGUGUGCUACUGGCCUCUAUACUCAUUAAGUUCUAUCCGGAAGCUAAGAUAGUGGAUCCUAUCUGCACGUUCGUGUUCAGUUUCCUGGUGCUGUUGACGUCAGCCAGGGUCGUCAGGGACGCCGUCGGGAUGCUCAUGCAAGCUGUGCCCAAGCACUUCAGGUAUCGAGAGUGUGUCUUGGCGCUGUCAUCGCUAAAUGGUGUCCGACACGUCCACUCUGUCCACGCGUGGGCUCUCUCAACACAUCACAUUGUGAUGACUGCCCAUAUUGCUAUCGAUGAGCUGACGGACCCCGAGGUGGUUCUGCACGCGUGCCAGCAGCUGGCCAGGAGCGAGUACGGCGUGCAGUCGGCGACGUUCCAGGUGGAGCGGUACAGCGCGCGGAUGGCGGCGUGCGACACGUGCCGCCUGCAGCCCGCGCACGUGCCGUGA
This is a messenger RNA of Arctia plantaginis, 1287 nucleotides long. The record is from the annotation of a GenBank genome assembly. NCBI's taxonomy places the organism in Eukaryota, Metazoa, Arthropoda, Insecta, Lepidoptera, Erebidae.